AUGACCGUCUCCUCGCCGCCUCCGUCAUCUCCUUUCUAUCUCCUCUCCUACCCUGCGCCCGGCGUGCUUCUAGUCACCAUCAACCGCCCAAAGCAAAGAAACUCCGUUCCAUUCCAAGGUCACUGGGAUCUACACAAGCUAUGGCAAUGGUUCGACAACGAAGGUUCCCUACAAGUCGGAAUCAUCACCGGAGCUGGAGACAAGGCGUUCUGCGCAGGCCAGGAUUUACUCGAGGUUGAACGGAAUAGAUUAAAUCCUCCAACUGAACCCUACCUUCAAGGUCAUCCACCAUCGGGGUUUGCGGGCAUUAGCACACGGAAAGGGAAGAAGCCCAUCAUUGCUGCCGUGAAUGGGUUCGCCUACGGUGGUGGGUUUGAGAUUUGCUUGAACUGUGAUAUGGUCAUCGCGUCCCCACGUGCACAAUUUUCCCUCCCAGAAGCAAAGCGUGGUAUCUACGCUGCCGCUGGCGGUCUUCCUCGCAUCAUGCGCAUCGCCGGAUUACAAAUUGCGUCCGAAAUCGCUCUCACCGGCCGCCCAAUUUCCGCAGAAGAAGCUAAAUCUUGGAUGUUCGUUAACAGAAUCUCUAAAACGCAUGAAUCCCUGAUCGAUGAAGCGGUAGAAUUCGCUAAAGAGCUCUCCCAACUCAGCCCCGAUGCACUCAUUGUCACCAGAGCUGGAAUUAGAGAAGCUUGGGAAGUCGCUGGAAUUGAUAAAGCAACUGCAAACACCAGGGACAGAUACGAUCAAGGACUACAUUCUGGAGAGAAUGUGAAGGAAGGUUUGGCCGCCUUUCGAGAAAAGAGGGCUCCCAAGUGGGUUAAAUCUAUGUUGUAA
Coccidioides posadasii C735 delta SOWgp is the source of this 834-nucleotide messenger RNA. RefSeq lists its product as uncharacterized. Gene Ontology annotation, molecular function: enoyl-CoA hydratase activity. Gene Ontology annotation, cellular component: mitochondrion. The record is from RefSeq and is a predicted model, not a curated record. Gene Ontology annotation, biological process: fatty acid beta-oxidation. Lineage: Eukaryota; Fungi; Ascomycota; Eurotiomycetes; Onygenales; Onygenaceae.